AUGACGUCAGUCAUAUUCGGAGCAGCCUGUUCACCGAGCGCGGCGUUGUUCGUAAAAAAUAAGAAUGCUGACGAGUACAGGCAUCAAUAUCCAGAAGCCGCGCGGGCAAUAGAAAGAAACCACUACAUGGACGACUACCUGCAGAGCUUCGAGACGGAAGAAGAGGCUAUAACCAUAGCCAGCGAAGUGGAUGUCGUCCACCGUGGAGCGAAAUUCGAGCUCAGAGGCUGGGCAUCGAAUAGGCGCGGCGUCUUGGCGAGCCUCGCAGGUGGUGCGACCCCAGGAGACAUAGAGCUGGGGUCGAAGGAAGAAAAGACCCUGGGCCUGCGGGGGUUCUACGAGUCGGACGAGAUGGGAUUCCGGAUCCAUCCACGAGACUCAAAGGAUAUAGAAGCACGAACCCCGACCAAACGAGAAGUGACUAGCGCGGUAAUGUCAACCUUCGACCCUAUGGGGCUGGCAUCACCCGUGCUAAUAGAAGGGAAAGCGCUCAUUCAGAGCAUUUGGCGGAGCGGGAUCGACUGGGACGACGUCAUCCUGGAAAAGGACGAGGUGGCGUGGAAACGCUAUAUGGAGAACCUUCGCAUGUUGCAAGGCCUCCGAAUAGCAAGGUGCUUCUCGUACUGUAACACUGAGGGGGAGCUGCACACGUUCACCGACGCCAGCGAGAAGGCCUACGCGUGUGCAGUCUAUUGGCGUCAGAGGACAGACGAGAGCACCUACCGCGUCACGCUUCUAGCAGGGAAAGCCAGGGUGACCCCACUGAGACCAGUCUCCAUCCCAAGGCUGGAGCUGCAAGCUGCGCUGCUGGGGACAAGGAUGGCGCAGGCGAUAGCGGACGAAUUGGACAUCGCAGUCGGUGUAAGGACGUACUGGACUGACUCCAGUACAGUCCUGACAUGGAUAAAGACCGACCCACGCACGUUCAAACCUUUCGUCGCGCACCGACUCGCCGAGAUAGAAGAGUCAACGAAGCCCCAAGAAUGGCGAUGGGUGCCUGGCUCGCAAAACCCAGCAGACGACGCAACUAGAGAGGCGCCGGCGGAUUUCGACCACACGCAUCGGUGGUUUAAUGGACCCGAGUUCCUGACGUGGGAUGAAUCGCGCUGGCCCAAGCCGCGAACAUUCAAGCAAGAACCGUCUGGAGAAGAGAAAGAGGCCUACCUGGUCGCUACGGCGAGGACCGCUGAAGCUCAACCCACGCCCGAUCCGCACAGAUUCUCGAGCUGGGUCAGGUUAUUGAGAGCAACAGCCAGGGUCCUCCAAUUUAUCGAGCUGUGUCGACCCCGGAAGGAGAGCGCCUGCGUGUCCAGACAAUCGAAGCAGCAAGAUCCCACGUGGAGGACGACACGAACGAAGCAACCCCGAUCCACAUGGAAGUUAAGGACCCCGGAAGCACCUACAGAAGCAUGGCUGCCGCUUGAUCCGCCCCACUUGAAGAAGGCGGAGAAGAUCCUACUGAGAAACAGCCAAGGAGAGAGCUUCGGUGAAAAAGAUCCCGAACGUCACCCCAAGUUGCGACGGCUCGACGUCGUGAUGGAAGAUGGCCUGUUGCGCCUGCGCGGACGUAUCGACGCAGCGCAAUACAUAGAUGCAGGCUGCAAGCGACCGAUCGUGCUGGACGGGAAGCACGUGAUAGCGAGAUUAUUGAUCAAACACUAUCACGAGGCGUUCCAGCACGGUAACCACGCAACGGUGAUGAACGAGGUGCGGCAGCGCUACUGGAUCCUAGGUCUAAGAUCGAUCAUUCGAGCGACGGCCGUCCGAUGCCAGUGGUGCAAGGUCUAUCGGAGUACACCACGACUACCGCCCACCGGAGACCUGCCGAUAGAGCGGCUACGACAUGGAGAGCCGCCGUUCGCCUGUGCUGCUGUCGAUUACUUCGGGCCGAUGACGGUGACUGUAGGACGACGUCACGAGAAGAGGUGGGGCGUGCUGUUCACAUGCCUCACCACGAGAGCAGUUCACAUGGAGCUAGCAGCGUCACUGACGGCAGACUCAAUGCUGUUAGCGCUGCGCAGGAUGGCCGCCCGACGAGGAAUGCCCAAAGUCAUUUACAGUGACAAUGGGACUAACUUCGUCGGCGCCAACAAGGAGCUCAAGCAGGCAAUCGAGAAUGCAAGGGAAGCAGACGUCGUGUCACGGGCCGCUCAGAUGAACAUAAAAUGGAAGUUCAUCCCGCCGGGAGCGCCGAACAUGGGAGGCGCGUGGGAACGUUUGGCGGAGCACGUCGUCAACUCGCGACCUCUCGUCGCCAGGGAAGAGAGUUGGGAGUCAGAAGCACUCACGCCGAACCACUUCCUCAUAGGGAGGUCCUGCGGAGCUCCGCGAAUCAGCGACUACACAGACGAAGACCUGACCGGCAAAAGGACAUGGAGAGUGGCGCAGCGUAUGGCAGACCACUUCUGGAGUAGGUGGGUCAAGGAAUACCUGCCUACGCUGCUGCCCAGGAAGAUCGACGGGAGAGCAGCUGGCGAGGACUUGCAGUGUGGGGAUACCGUCCUCAUAGUGGACUCCACGCUGCCACGCAACACAUGGCCGCGCGGGCAAGUUGUCCACACCUAUCCAGGCCCCGACAACCGCGUACGAACCGUCGACGUCAGAACGAGCGGCGGUCUGCUUAAGAGACCUGCCUCCAAGAUGAUCCUGCUGGUGCCUGCAACGAGCGACGAGCCCACGCCCAUAGAGUCGCCACGACAAGGAGUCGGUGCUACUGAGAGGCACACUGAACUUCAAUAUAAAGCUAAAGAGAUUCCGAUUGAUAAGGUCUACGAUCCGUCGGCAUCAGCUCAGAUCCAAACUCAUGGAUACUUUCGGCUCGAAAAUCAAAACCGUUUCAAUUGGCUAGGAGGCUCCGUGGACGAUUACAAUGAUGGGUUUGCGAAUGUUGUCCAUACGAUAGUUUACAAGUGUUUUGGAACCAUUCGUACACCCAACUCUCAAACCCGUGGAUGA
Molecule: messenger RNA, 2955 nt
Organism: Bombyx mori (domestic silkworm)
Lineage: Eukaryota; Metazoa; Arthropoda; Insecta; Lepidoptera; Bombycidae
Exons: 3
Coding region: 1-2955 (984 amino acids)
Biological process (GO): DNA integration
Molecular function (GO): nucleic acid binding
Source: RefSeq, a predicted model, not a curated record